Olea europaea var. sylvestris is the source of this 659-nucleotide messenger RNA. RefSeq names its product flowering-promoting factor 1-like protein 2. Gene Ontology annotation, biological process: regulation of flower development. NCBI's taxonomy places the organism in Eukaryota, Viridiplantae, Streptophyta, Magnoliopsida, Lamiales, Oleaceae. Bases 100 to 441 code for a protein of 113 amino acids. The transcript has a single exon. The record is from RefSeq and is a predicted model, not a curated record.
ACUCCCUCCACCAUCCACCACCCUAUUCAUUGUUUCCCUCAGUACUUGCGCAAAAAGAAUUUCAUAGUUCUUUCCCUUAUAAAAAAAAAAUUAAUAAUAAUGUCCGGAGUUUGGGUAUUCAAGAAUAAUGGGGUGAUACGCUUAGUUGAAAAUCCAGGAGCCGACGAAGAGGGCAAUAAUAGCGCCGGUACUUCAAGAAGAAAGGUUUUGGUACACUUGCCAACAAACGAGGUAGUGGCAUCGUAUAAAUCUCUCGAACAAAUUUUGACUGGCUUGGGUUGGGAGAGGUAUUAUCGAGGAGAUCCGCAGCUCCUCCAAUUCCACAAACAUUCUUCGAUUGAUCUCAUUUCUCUACCAAGAGACUUUUCAAGAUUCAACUCAGUUUACAUGUACGAUAUCGUUGUUAAGAAUCCAAAUAUCUUCCACGUUCGUGAUAUGUAGAUUUGGUAAGUUCUAGGUCUUGAACGAUUGUAACACAUAAUGUUUAUAUGUGUGUGGGGGUUGAAAUGGCAAGUGAUGUGCAUAGACUAAUAUAAUUACCUAGUGGAUGGCUCGAUAAAGAUUAGGUAGAGGAUUGAAUGUUCCAGAUUGUCUGCCAACCGUUCAAUCUUGGGUAGUUUGUAUGUGUACUAUAAACAACUUCGUUUCAGUUUCUCUUA